GUCACUAUCGCCUCCUCCAAGACCUCAGUUCUGCUCCUCCCAAACCCUUCGGUAAAUCCAACUCAUUAUCACUUGCUUUCUUUCUCUCUCUAACAAACGCUAAUCAAUGGCGUCGUUCGCUGAAGCUCCAUCGGGAGAUGCCAAGGCUGGAGAGAAGAUCUUCAAGACCAAGUGCGCUCAGUGCCACACCGUCGACAAAGGCGCCGGCCACAAGCAGGAACUGACGCUCAAGAAGAAGCUUCAAGACAAGGUGGCAAUAGUCACCGGUGGCGCUAGCGGGAUAGGUGAAGCCACUGCGCGGCUCUUUUCUUUGCAUGGUGCGCUUGCAGUGGUGAUCGCCGACGUCCAGGACGAUAAGGGCCAGGACGUAGCAGCUUCCAUUGGCGCUCACUGCAGCUACAUCCACUGCGACGUGAGCGACGAGGACCAGGUCAAGAGCCUGGUCGAGUCAACCGUCCAGACGCACGGCCGUCUGGACAUCAUGUUCAGCAACGCCGGAAUAAUCAGCAAAUCCAAGCAGGAGGUUCUGGACCUUGACUUGUCCAACUACGACAAGCUGAUGGCGGUCAACGUACGCGGGACGGCGGCCUGUGUGAAGCAUGCGGCCAAGGCCAUGGUGGAAGGCGGAGUGAGGGGGAGCGUGAUAUGCACGGCGAGCGUUGGGGCAACUAAGGGGACGGAUAUUUUCACCGACUACACCAUGUCAAAGCACGCCAUUUUGGGGCUGAUGAGGUGCGCGAGUAUACAGCUCGCGCCGCACCGGAUAAGCGUGAACUGCGUAUCGCCGGGGCCGACGCUGACGCCGAUCAUGAACUCCUCUACUUUUCAGUUUGAGAGUCAGGAAGAGGUAGAUAAGCUGCAGUCGACACUAGGGUUGAAAGGAGGCAAGGACGUGAUGACGCCGGAGCAUGUGGCCAGCGCCGUCGUUUAUUUAGCUUCCGAGGACUCUCCGUUUGUGAGUGGCCAUAAUUUGGUCCUCGACGGUGGAUUCAAAACUUGAGAUCGAUAGAUCGCCACAAGUGUUCAUCACUCAAUAUCUACAUGCAUAUUCAUGCACGUUCGAAAAUAAAGCUUGUCUGGAAGGAAAUAAAGCUUGUUUGGAUUGUUUGUUUUUUGUACGUUAUGAAAUUAAUUGAAAUUGUUUUUAAUUUCCCGGCGAAAUUCUCUUCUUUUCUGUUGUUUCAUUCCGUUAAUGGUUCUCUCCAACGCUUUGGUCUUGGGUUUGAUUUUGUCUUGUUUCAUUAGACUGGU
This is a messenger RNA of Rosa rugosa (rugosa rose), 1251 nucleotides long. Its product is annotated as (+)-cis,trans-nepetalactol synthase NEPS1-like. The transcript has 2 exons. NCBI's taxonomy places the organism in Eukaryota, Viridiplantae, Streptophyta, Magnoliopsida, Rosales, Rosaceae. The record is from RefSeq and is a predicted model, not a curated record. Bases 107 to 1000 code for a protein of 297 amino acids. Gene Ontology annotation, molecular function: heme binding; electron transfer activity.